Messenger RNA from Trifolium pratense (red clover), 1594 nucleotides. RefSeq names its product probable E3 ubiquitin-protein ligase BAH1-like. NCBI's taxonomy places the organism in Eukaryota, Viridiplantae, Streptophyta, Magnoliopsida, Fabales, Fabaceae. The record is from RefSeq and is a predicted model, not a curated record. The transcript has 7 exons. The coding region runs from base 390 to 1379 and encodes 329 amino acids.
ACUGUACUGUACUGUACAUAUUUUAGCUCAAAAAUGCGACUACAUGCAGAGUACCACCGAGAGCUUUUGCUUUAAAGCGUUGAAAUAAAGUUUGAAAAGGGAAAGGUAAUUAAAGUAAUGGUGGUGACAGAGUGAAGCAAAACAAAGAUAACCGCUUCAACAAUUCGCACAUGGCAAACAUGCAAUUCAUAUCGAUCGAUAUAAAACAAAACUGAAAUUCCGAAAAACGCGGUAACGUUUCUUACUUCAACUUAUAACUCUCUUAUACUUAUCGUUUCACCUCUCGACAACCUUGACGGUAACGAAACCAUACCUCGUACCACCGCCUUCAUUUUCUUUUUCUCAGAGGUUGAUAUUUAAUUAGGAUUUGGAAGUAUUGUAAGGGAGAAAUGAAAUUCGGGGACACAUUCAAAGAGUACUUGAAGAAAGAGAAGGAGUUGUUGUUGGAUGAGAAUUGUGCUCAUAUUGAAUAUAACAGGUUGAAAAAGGUGUUGAAGAGUUGUCAGAAUUGUAAACAUAACAACUCUUCUUCUGAUGAUGAUAACGACCAGUUAUGUCAAUGUCAAUCUUGCUCAUUAUGUGACCAGAAGUUCUUCUCCGAGUUGACGAAGGAAGCAUCAGAUAUAGCAGGAUACUUUAGUUCAAGAGUUCAGCAUCUCCUUCACCUUCAUAUCGCAAAAGGACUGCACAGAUAUGUAUUGCGUUUACGCCAGUGUUUUAAAAAUGACAGGGAAACCCUUGUCCAAGAAGGGAGGAUUCUAAUUAAGUACAUUACCAUGAACGCAAUUGCUGUGAGGAAAAUACUUAAGAAAUAUGAUAAAGUGCACAGCUCUAUGAAUGGGGAGAAUUUCAAAUCUAAGAUGCAGGCUGAGCAUAUUGAACUUUUACACUCACCUUGGCUGAUUGAAUUGGGUGCUUUUUAUCUGAAUUCGAGUGGACUAGAUGGUUCUGAGCUGCUUGAUGGAGUCCGUGGUCACUUUUCAUGUGAUUUUAAUGUAACGAAUGCUGUAAUGACAUUAAUUCUUCCAGAUUCUAUUAAGCUUGAGUAUGAUCUAACUUGUGCAAUUUGUCUGGAUUUUGUUUUCAAUCCAUAUGCUUUGAGUUGUGGACACUUCUUCUGCAAGUCAUGUGCUUGCUCUGCUGCAUCUGUGAUGACUUUCCAAGGCCUGAAAGCCGCAAGUCCAGAGUCAAAGUGUCCUAUAUGCAGAGAGGUAGGAGUUUAUUCCAAAGCGGUACGAAUGUUAGAACUCAAUCUGCUUAUGAAAAGAAGUUGCAAAGACUAUUGGAAAGAGAGGCUGGCUAGGGAAAAAGUCGAUGAGUUGAAGCAAUCAAGAGAAUUCUGGAAUUUGCAGUCCACAUAUACAAUUGGAUUGCUGUAGGUUUUGUUGCUAUGAUUUGGCAAGUAGAAAAUGAUGUUUGAUCAAAGAGAGAAAUGGCAAAUAAAAGCGGGAACUUAGGGAAGUUAGUUGCAUCUUCAACAGUCACGGCAGAGUUUGAUUGUCCGAUAGACAGUAAUUUUUUUUUUUCCACAUGGAUGUUAUCGAUUAAUUGUUAUUCUUUUCAUAUUUAAACGUCUAAACUUUUAUUUUAACAA